Mercenaria mercenaria is the source of this 1223-nucleotide messenger RNA. RefSeq lists its product as uncharacterized. The coding region runs from base 97 to 660 and encodes 187 amino acids. NCBI's taxonomy places the organism in Eukaryota, Metazoa, Mollusca, Bivalvia, Venerida, Veneridae. The record is from RefSeq and is a predicted model, not a curated record. The transcript has 2 exons.
AAUAGUAUAUAAACUUUGGCGGCCGUCGGGACUGUCGCAAACGGUUGCAAACAGAUGCUGAAAAGUUAUUAAGAAUAAUAACUCUGUUGAGAAGAAAUGGAACAUAUUUCUAGAUUUGUGGUAGUGCUACUGACGAGUCUUGUUGUUGAAAUUACUGGUGAGUGCACUGUUAGAUACAGACCACCAGAUAUAAAGCCGUGCCCUAAAGAUACAAAUGAUGAUGGUACCAACUGCUGGCGAGGCUCCUAUGGAAGAGGGGCAGGACGGGUUCCAGACAAAGCGCCUUGUCCUCCGGGACUAAGGGACGACGGCACAAGUUGCUGGAGUGAUGCACACAUAUAUGGCAAAGGUUGUUGUUGUACUAUUUGGGGAUGCUGUGGCAAUUGCAAAUCCGGAUACCAUGACGACGGCUGCACCUGUCGGAAAACUGAUGUCGGUAUCAAAGUGACAUUGUUCCAAAGAUACCGAUGUCAUAGUGACGAGGAAAGAAACGGCGCUCUUUGCUACCCUAAAUGCAAAGAAGGAUACUAUGCAUCCGGAUGUUGUAUCUGCGUUCCUCAUGGCAAGCAAGGCAUUGAACUUUCAGCCGAAGAUCGAAAAUAUUGCAAAGACGGAUCACCGCUUGUCAAUGGACAAUGUCAAGUUACGGAAUGCAAAUAACAGAAGUGUAAUCGUUUAAACUGAUAUUUGAAACAAGAAAUCAUGCUUAUUUUUCAAUAAAUAUUUACAAUCAGCUUUAAACAAAAUGUUAAUAAAUCCAAGCGGUAGAAACGCAUUAUGCAACAUGGUCAGUAAAAAGUUAACAUAAUUUGAACUUUAUAUGGUUAUCAUCAACAUUUUCAUUCUACUUACAAGAAAGGCCAACUUAACAAUCUUGUUAGCACAAAGUUCUAAUUAAUAUGCACAUGUUUUAACAUUGAUCAUACAGAAUUAUCUACUCUCAAAGACGGUCCAUCCAUAGUAGAAUAACAUACAGUUUAAAACUGCUUGUCUAGUAUUUACAUUUGUUUGCCUAAUACCUGUCUUGUUUGUUUUCGCUCUUUUUUCAAGCAGCUAUAAAUGUAGUUCUAAGCUGUCAGCUAUAUAUAUUUUCCCCGAAGUAUAUUACCCCUAUUGUUUACCAACAAUACAUUCUGAUUAUACGUAUCCAAACAAUUAAUUUUUAGGUGAAAAAUAUGGAUAAUAUACGGGAUUAUGUACCAAAUAAAUAUUAGCAAAAUGUU